Symbiodinium sp. CCMP2456 is the source of this 2847-nucleotide messenger RNA. Lineage: Eukaryota; Dinophyceae; Suessiales; Symbiodiniaceae. The record is from the annotation of a GenBank genome assembly.
AUGCAGCAACAAGUUGUCGCAAGCUGCAUUCUGGGUUCUGCUUUUGCGGCCACUGCUCAAACCCCCCUGGUCGCCAGUGUAAGCGGACCGACCGCAGAGAUUCGGUUGCUGCAACCCUCGCGCCGGAUCCUGAGCGUCUCUGCCGCUGCAGCAGUGGGAGAAGCCAUACAAACCGUACAGAUUGACAGCAGUCAUAGGAGCCAGGCAACGAGGCAUGCUGCUUCCGAGUUAGGUUCGCAGCUGACGGCCAGGCCAAAUGGAAGAAUCUCUGAAACGAAGGGAUGGAUUGACCUUGUCCUUUUGACCUACUUCUGCGGCGGCGCGCUCUCGAUUACACGCGCCAUUGUGCUUCUGGCACAGUUGGCCACAUUGGGCUUUCACUGGCAGCCGUUCAUCAUCCCCGCUGCUGCUGGUUUUGCAUUCAUCCCCUUGGGCUGGGCAGGAUACUUGGUUUUCAGCGGACGUGGAACUUGCAGUUAUGCGAAUUCUGCCUUGAACUUCAUCAUCCCAGUCAGCGAUCUACCUGCUUGUGGUGGACGAAGUUACAAUUUCCCUGAAUUUCUGGUCGAGCUCGUGACGCUGUCCGCGCUUUUCUCCUCGAUAUAUGUCGUUUUCCUGAGUAGGUACUUUAAAGCUCAGUUUGCGUGGUACACAGAGCCGAAUGCUUCAUGGCUGCUGCUAGGAUGUAAGUUGCUACGCAUCCUUGGGGUAUCGGCCAUGAUUGGCUUGGUCGGUGUGGCCUGGAUACCAACGCAUUUCUACAAGCUGGUCCAUCGCACAGCCGCUUACGUUUUCUUUCUGGCGAGCAUUUGGAUGCUCUUCCUGUACGGACUGCUGGUAGCCAGCUUGCCAGACAAUUGCCGGCGGCCUUUCCUGCUACCGGCAGCAGUAGGCACCGUGCUGUGGAUUGUGAUGACCAUCUACGGUGUCCAAUUCACUUUCAACUUCUGUGACAAGAUCUGUGGGGGUGGAGAUUUCAGCCAGGAGCCGCGUAGUCUGCAGUUGCAGAAAGAAGAGCUGUCCCUCUAUGAGAAGUACCGUUGGUGUUUGUCCUUGGAAAGCGUCGCUGAAUGGCUCAUCGUCGCUCUGUAUGCCCUUUGGGUACUCUUGGCACCGGCUACCUGGCACAACAUGCAAACUCUUGUGUGCUUGUGCCAAGCAUCGCUCAGCCAGCAUGGCCUGCACAAUGCAUUUCUGAUAUGCCCAGCAGAUGCCAUGUCAGAACAGGGCUUGAAGAUUGGCAUCGACGAGGGAAGCCGUGUGGUGGUCCUGAAUGGUCGGCACUUUCCGUCGUUCGGGGCAGGAGAUCAAGGUCGAGUGCUGCAGGUCGACAAGGAGGCCCUCAAUUGCGAUGUGCUUUUCGACGGCAGUUCGCGGCCAAUCCCUGUUGCGCUUCGGCAUCUCAGGUUGAUGAAGUCAGGUGGCAGUGGCUCGCGGGGACUGCCGAUAAGCCGUGCCUUAGACUUCCAGGAAGGCGAUGGGGCCAAGAGCGUGUCGGCUGAGAUACGCGAUAUUCGUGGACGAGCCGAAUCCCGGGCACUGUCUGCAAGCCCAAGGCGUUCUGUCAGCAUCUCCGUGGCGGAGCCGGUCUCAGCGGAUGCCAGCCGAGCCCGGGACGCUCGUCCACCCUUCCUGCACUCCAUGGACCAGCGGCUGCAAGCAUGUGAGGCUGCCUUGGAUGGCUCCAAACGCAUGAAUUACAGAAUCGUAAAACCAGGGGAGGAUGACAUGGUGCGAGGCGGUGACAUGAGUCUGCUCGAGGAUCGGAUCUCACGGCUUGAGAUUCGCAUCAAAGAUGAGGUAGAUGUCCUGACGAAGCGGCUACAGCAAGCGACGUCGUUUGGCCAAUCGUGGGAGUCUCGAGCGAAAGCCUUGGAAAGACACAUCAAGGGUCUGGGUCAUGUGCCUCCGAGUCCAGCGCCCUCGUCUUGCUCGGGUCUCUCCGCACGUGGAUCCGCUCCGCUUUACUUAUCAGCGGCCAUCCCGCAGCACCGGCUGUCCGCCACGCCCCCAGACAAGAGCACCAUGAAUGCCGUGCCUCGAAUGCCUCCAACUCCUUCCACCGGACCCUGUGUCAGCCGAGCGGAACCGCCGCCUGACAGCUGCUCCACGCGCGGCUCCGCGGCGAUGAUCCCUGAUUCCCGGCUCCGCAUCAGAUGCGGUCCAGGCAGUGGAAAUGGCUAUGGCCACUCGGAGAACAGCAGAAGCUCGGCUUGCGGAUGGCGGCUUGCAGCAAAGUGGCCGCAGGUCGACCUCGAACCCAGCGAAUGGCGCGAAGAGGAGGCCACGACCCACGCCGAGAUGUACGAGGUCACGCCAGAGUACGUGAACCUGCUUACUGCUCCGACAGAAAGCUACCUGUGUGAGUUGGAGCACAACAUCUACAACCUUCAGUUUGUUGAUUUCAGGAUCCGGUCGUUGGACGACGGCAACGAAGGGGUGCUUUUUGAUCUUGGUGCUGGCGACCGUCCGUCUCCGAUUCCACCAGAGCUUAGCGAGAACGCCGGCCGGUUUAUCCGCUACCAUUUCGGUCCCCAGUUCCUCGAUAUCCAGACCAUUGGUACAACUCUUGAGUUCACCAAUGGUGACUAUGAGGUGCAAAACUUCCGAAUGAUCGAGCGACAUUAUUUUCGCGAUCAAUUGAUUACUAGCUAUGACUUCACCAUGCCCUUCGUAAUCCCGAACACCAGGAAUACUUGGGAGAUGAUUUAUACCAAACCGGAGCUCAGCGACGAGUGGAAGGAAGCACUGAUCAGCAGCCCCUGGGAAGUUCGAUCUGAUAGCUUCUACUUUGUCGACGGGCGCCUCGUGAUGCACAACCGUGCAGAAUACAACUACGGGUAUUGA